Osmia lignaria (orchard mason bee) is the source of this 6706-nucleotide messenger RNA. RefSeq names its product furin-like protease 2 (gene Fur2). Gene Ontology annotation, molecular function: serine-type endopeptidase activity. NCBI's taxonomy places the organism in Eukaryota, Metazoa, Arthropoda, Insecta, Hymenoptera, Megachilidae. The record is from RefSeq and is a predicted model, not a curated record. Gene Ontology annotation, biological process: protein processing. Gene Ontology annotation, cellular component: Golgi membrane; trans-Golgi network.
AGAACGUCAGUGGCUCAAAACAUGUCGUACGUUGUGUUGUCGCGUCAUGGAGUAAUUUUAAAUGGACUCCAGUUAUCUUGCUCGCGAGUGACAUUCAGUUUCCUGAGUAGUGUAAGUGCUGCCAAUUACGAGGCAUCGUUCAGCAUUGACAGAGGGUGCGUAAAAUAUCAGAAAAUUCGAAACGCUAGGUGACAAGGUACGAGUUGUCCGCUUUGGAGUUGCGGGGGGGAGUAUGUGGUGGUGGCAGCACUGGGCUUUAAAUUGGAGAAGGGGAAGAGAGAGCGAGCCUGCGCGACAAGGACGCAUGACGUUAGAAUAACGGAGAGAGGAUAACGUGAGUGAGAUCAUAUCAUAUCGCCGGCGCUAAGGCGUGAGAAAGAAAGAGAGAGGAGUUUCGUUCAGCACCGCGCGAUAGUCCGUGAGAACAAGACAGUCGACCGUUGGAUGGAAGAAGGACGCGAAACGGUGAGAAGGAAGAGUAGAUUCACGAGGGAGAGGCGACGAGUUUGUUUAUCGCCUUGGUGAACGGCGAGAGCAGUCAGUGCGGUGCUACACUUGGCCUGUAGUGGUUGGAGCGAUCGGUAGGUUGGUUCGAAAGUUCGGCUCCGUUUCUUCUGACAACUUACUUCGUGUAGUGCGUGGGUGCCGUCGUGUUUUCUCAUGUCAACGUACGUUUAGCUUAGUUGAAAAAUUUCGUGCCGGAAGAACAUGCCGCGAACCGCUGCCAAAACAUAGUUUCGUUCGUUCGUGUAUCGUUGUGCCAAAAAGAUCGGUGACAUUUCGUGUUGAAAAAGCAAGGUUAGACCGCUGGAGGGAAGCUGCAUCACCGCACGGUUCUACCAAACCAGAUACAUCCAUCAGAAGAGCCGAUGAUCGGUCAGUGUGAUCAAAGUGAUCAAACACAGUGUCGUGUCGCGUCGCGUUUCAAUUAAUCGUAAUUUUGUUUUAAACGUAACACAGUAUCCUUGUUCCUCCUUCUCGUCGUCCGACACGUCGAGAAGUUCACGGCGAUGUUCGAAAAUAAUUAAAUUAAUGAAAAAUCGCGUUUCUGUCGUUGUAUUCUUAUCGUUAGUGUUCGAUCGCGAACGGUGAACAUCGGUGUUUAGGUAUUUGUCUCUCUUUUAUCGUCCUAUUUGAUCGUCGACGAGAUGAUCGUCCAAACGAGCACGUUGUGCGUGUUGGUGUUGCUGAUCGGUGCCUUAGUGAAGUCAAAAGCCGAACCACGAUCACGAUCAUCGCCGAUUUACACCAAUCAGUUUGCGGUCCAUGUGCCGGAUGGUCUGGACGCUGCAUCCGAGAUCGCCGAGAGACACGGGUUCGACAACUACGGACAGAUUGGUGCGCUGAAGGAAUACUUCCUGUUCGCCGACAAACGACUUCACAAACGAUCCCUUUCCAACAGCGAGUCGCAUCACAAGACGCUAAGAGAUGAGCCGCGGGUGCGAUGGUUCCAACAACAGCACGAAAAGAAACGCAAGAAGAGGGACUUUGUGCCCACCUCGUUCUCUUUCGCCGAUUAUCCGGCGUUUUUCGAUGAAUUUGGUCCACGUCCUAGGCAGACCACGUUCCAUCGACAAAGGAAUAGAGGCGUACCUCUUCAGAACCUGUUCACGGAUCCGCUCUUUAAGGAACAGUGGUACCUGAAUGGCGGCGCUAAGGAUGGCUUCGAUAUGAAUCUUGGCCCGGCUUGGCAGAAGGGUUACACAGGCAAGGGUGUAGUCGUGUCGAUCCUCGACGACGGCAUACAAACGAAUCAUCCGGACUUGGCGUUAAAUUACGAUCACCAGGCCAGCACGGACAUCAACGACAACGACAACGAUCCGAUGCCAAGGGACAACGGUGACAACAAGCAUGGAACACGAUGCGCUGGCGAGGUCGCAGCGGUUGCUUUCAACCAAUAUUGCGGUGUCGGGGUCGCCUAUAAUGCCAGCAUAGGAGGCGUGCGAAUGCUCGAUGGCCCGGUAAACGAUGCUGUCGAAGCUAGAGCACUCGGAUUGAAUCCUGAUCACAUCGAUAUAUACAGUGCAUCCUGGGGCCCCGAGGACGAUGGGAAAACCGUCGAUGGUCCUGGCCCUCUUGCCAGGAGGGCGUUUAUUUAUGGCGUAACCAGCGGUCGCAAAGGCAAAGGAUCGAUCUUCGUGUGGGCAUCGGGCAACGGUGGCCGUCACACGGACUCUUGCAACUGCGACGGCUAUACAAACAGUAUUUUCACCUUGUCCAUAUCGAGCGCGACCCAGGGCGGUUACAAGCCCUGGUAUCUCGAGGAAUGUAGCUCGACGUUAGCCUCCACUUACUCGUCCGGCACGCCCGGCAACGACAAGAGCGUCGCGACGGUGGAUAUGGACGCGAAACUAAGGCCAGAUCAUAUUUGCACGGUCGAACACACGGGAACAUCGGCAUCGGCACCGUUGGCAGCCGGUAUUGCCGCCCUCGCCCUCGAAGCUAAUCCGAGCCUCACGUGGAGAGACAUGCAGUACCUGGUGGUGCUUACAUCCAGGUCGAUACCACUCGAGAAGGAACCUGGCUGGAUACUGAACGGUGUAAAGAGAAAGGUCUCCCACAAAUUCGGUUAUGGCCUCAUGGAUGCCGGCGCUAUGGUUAGCCUGGCCGAACAAUGGACCAACGUGCCGCCUCAACAUAUCUGCAAGUCCGAUGAGAUCAACGAGGAGAGACGUAUCGACCCGACCUACGGUUACACGCUAAGCGUCUCCAUGGACGUUAGCGGCUGUGCUGGCUCCUUGAACGAGGUUCGCUUCCUCGAGCACGUGCAGUGUAAGGUUUCAUUAAGGUUCUUCCCUCGAGGAAAUCUGCGAUUGCUGUUGACAUCUCCGAUGGGUACCACGUCGACUUUACUGUUCGAAAGGCCACGGGACGUUCUUAGCUCGAGUUUCGACGACUGGCCUUUUCUCAGCGUCCACUUCUGGGGUGAAAAGGCGGAUGGUCGGUGGACUCUGCAGAUCAUUAACGCCGGUAACCGGCACGUCAAUUCCCCAGGAAUCUUAAAGAAGUGGCAGCUGAUAUUUUACGGAACUGCAGCCAACCCGAUCCGGAUACGGACACGUCAAUUUAACCCGGUACAAGCCCAUUCUUCGUACGCCUCCGUGCAUUAUCCAUAUCCUGUAGACGAUGAUCCAUCGGGCCAUCGCGGCGACGUCGACUUCUUUCCUUCGUCUACCUUUCAGGGCUACCAGGGCCCGUACGUUGGUUCCGCCUCCAACAUCCAAGCAUCGGUGGCCACGUUGGAUGGUUCAUCGGCGCCUAUCCUGACCAAUCGUCUACCUGGGGACACGUCCUCGUCUUACGACUCGCCCUCGUCCUUGUCCCAAGUCGGGGACGAGUCAUUGGACACCACUAGAAAGAUCCUUCACGACUGUGAUCCUCAAUGCGAUUCUCAGGGCUGCUAUGGGAAAGGACCCACCCAGUGUGUUGCGUGUAAAAAUUAUCGUCUCGACAACACAUGCGUGAGUCGAUGCCCACCGAGGAGUUUUCCAAACCAGGGUGGCGUUUGUUGGCCUUGUCACGAGUCCUGCGAAAUUUGUGCCGGGGCUGGUCAGGAUUCUUGCCUUUCCUGUGCACCUGCUCAUCUUCGGGUCACCGACUUGGCUGUUUGCCUGCAACAAUGCCCUGAAGGAUAUUACGAGAAUACCGAGAACGGUACCUGUGUACCUUGCGAGGCGAACUGUGCCAGUUGCCAGGAUAGGCCGGAUAAAUGUACCAGUUGCGAGCAUCACCUGGUUAUGUACGAAAACAAGUGUUACGCGGCGUGUCCUCUGUAUACCUACGAGACUCAAGAUUACAACUGUGCACCGUGUCAUUCUACCUGCGAAACUUGCAACGGCACCGCUGAAAAUCACUGCAUCUCGUGUCGACCGAGCUUGUUUUCUCUGAACGGCACCUGUCGAGCGUCUUGUCCAGCUGGCUACAGUGCAGACAAGAAGCGUCGAGAAUGCGUGCCAUGCCCCCCAGGAUGUGCCACGUGUGCCACGGCAACCUGCACGAGCUGCAUCGACGGAUGGACCUUGAACAAAGAGGAUCUGUGUGCUCCAGAACACUACGAUCGAUGCGAUACCUCUGAAUAUUUCGACAACGGACACUGUACGACGUGCCAUACCUCGUGCAAGACAUGCGCCGGACCUGCGGAGACCGACUGCAUAUCCUGUCAAAAUUCGUUGCUUCUUCAAGGAAAGCGAUGCGUCUACCAGUGCGACGAUGGCUACUACUCCAUGGCACAGCCUUCGAGGCCAAUCUGCGUACCUUGUUUACAUACCUGCAAAACAUGCGUGUCCCGGUUGAACUGCACCGCCUGCCAGGAUGGCCUGCAACUGCAAAGUGGAGAAUGCAGGUCUUCUUGCGCUCAAGGGUAUUACAGCGAUAGGGGUCAAUGUGCCAAAUGUUACUUAUCCUGCAAGACGUGUUCAGGACCAAGAAGGGAUCAGUGCGUAACUUGUCCUCGAGGUUGGCAACUAGCAGCAGGAGAGUGUCAUCCGGAGUGUCCCGAAGGGUUCUUCAAAUCCAACUUCGGUUGUCAGAAGUGUCAUCACUAUUGUCGCACGUGCAAAGGGGAAGGGCCAUUAGAAUGUACCUCUUGUCCUCCUCAUUCGAUGCUGGAGGGUGGUUUGUGCAUGGAGUGCCUUGGGGCACAGUACUACGAUCCUCUGACGCAACUUUGCAAGAACUGUCACACCGAAUGCCGAAGAUGUACGGGUCCUGGUAAAUUCAGUUGCGCGGCAUGCUCGCCGCCAUUACACUUGGACAAACUGAAUAAUCAGUGCGUACCCUGUUGCACCGGUAACGAGAAAGGAGCUCAGGCUGAAGAAUGUUGCCUCUGUGACCCAGAAACUGGUGGCUGCAGGAACAGCUCACCGGCAGGUAAAAGGAGAGUACCAGGCACAGAAUUCACCUCGGCUGACACGGCUAUGUCUGAAAUGUAUGCAAAUUAUGAAGGGACAGCGAAUAAAAAUGAUUCAACUACACUGGCGAUAACAGCAACUACAACCAUAGCUGUUGCUAUUUGUCUAGUGUCAGUGGCUUUGUUUGCCACCAUAUUCAUUGCACUUCAGGCUAUGUCGAGCAGAAGAGAAACGAACAAGGGUUACACGCAGUUGGCCAUGAGGGUGGAACCACCGGACGACGUGGACGUUGACGACACAACGGAGCUGAUGACCUAGAUACCCUUGCCAAGCAACGACAGAAACCUCUCGUCGAAGAGUUUAAUGAAAGUCGUUCAAUUUCGACAUCACGAUGAAAUUUAUCGGUGUGUUCGUGCGGCGUUAGGAAAAAAACGUGGUGGUCGGAAUCGAUAACCGCCGCGGUUCCAGUUAAAAGAACAAAGUGGUCCCAGACGAAGAGGAAGAAAAGUAAAGAAAAACGAAGAAAAGACACAAAAAAAAGUAAAAAUAGAAAGAACAAAAUAUUAAAUAUUCGUUGAAAGGAGAAGGAAUGACGAGGGAACAGUGGUGAAGAGAUAAAGAAUGGGGACAAAGGAACAAGAGGAAUUCGUUCAAAACGUGAUAGUAAAGACACCAUUUUUUUUUUUUUCUUUUUUUAAAGCGCACUGUACGGAGAAAGUGUGACUGUUGUUCACUUAUAUAAUUGACAGUGCGAUCGCGUGCUCGUUGUCGUGAGUGUGACGGUGAACGAGGUGUUUAGGUAUGUAUAUUAUCAUUUUUUUUUUUUUUUUUUUUUUUUUUUUUUUCGAACGGUCAGGCGCGUCGAGAGCACAUGAGACCAGUGUGUAAAUGUCGAAAUAACUUUUAAACGGAAGUACGAUUCACGUGUGAACACGAAAAGGGUGACGGACAUUAUAAAGUGCCUGGUUUACAACGCCCUUCGCAACACCGAUUCGUCUACCCUUUUUUAUUGCCUUCUAUCCUGAACGCUGUCUAACAAAACGUAAUUGAUUAUGAAUUUGAAAAAUUGACGGGAAGGAAGUAUACGCGAGCGAGUCGAAUAUUAUUAAAAAGAAAGGAAAGGAAUUUUAUUUUUGAGACGUUUCUAAGGAGCAUUAGAAUUCGCUUGCUCAAUAACGAAGGGUACUGCGCAUUCAUUUAAAUUAUGGACCAGUUAAACGUAAUCAGAGAUGUACAUAUUUUAAAAUAUUACAAAAAUGUUUAUCGUCAAGGAUAGCAGGUUAAGGAAAAAAGGGGAGGCAAAGGAAGUCAAUAGACGAAUGAAAAAAUAAGGAAACAAUAGCAAUGUAAAAAAAAAAAAAAAAAGAAGGAAGAAGGAGAUUUGUUAAAUGAUUUCUGGACGAUCCGGCGUGUGUAUCAGUCAUUCCGUCGUUAACGAACAGCCAAACGCAUUUCUUUUGUAACUGUUUCUUGUUAUUGCUACAUCGUCUAUGUAUUUCGUUUUGUUUAUAUGGACACCUUGUACGUUUUUAUUUCUGCGAGUUAUUUCCGCUUCGUUUUAUUCGUUUUAUCGUGCAAAGAGAACGACCACAUUGUGGGUGUAUCGCACCGAGAAACUUUAUUUCUUCUUUUCCCCUUUGAGGAUACAAAACAGAAAGAGAAAUGUAAUAAUAAUAAUAAUAAUAAUAAUAAUAGUGGGAAGAACACACGAAACAGUCCUCGGUAAAUCGGUAACUUUAAUAGCUACUGUCCGCGCCUACCGUGUGAAUAUUGAAUUUCUCCUCGUGAUUUGAUAUAAAGCUAUUAUUGUACUUUUAUGAUGAACGCGAUUAUAAAUAUAUACAUAUACAUAUUAA